UGUGCCGCUUCACAUCAUGGUCUUGAGGAAACAUCGUACAGCGGCGGCCAUCACCCAUAUGAGACACAUUCAGAGAUAUCAAAGCAUGUGCCGGUCAAAGUAAUCGAGAAGGUGCCACUUUCCAUACCCCAUCCAGUGCCUGUGGAGGUGCCGAAUGUGAUACGCAUACAAAUUCCUGAGCCUUAUGCAGUGCAUGUGCCUGUGGAACAUGAAAUACAAAUACCAACUUAUAACAUCGUGCCCGAGGUUACCGAAAAACGUAUACCCUAUACGGUAGAGAAGCCAUAUCCCGUCGAAGUGGAGCGCCCCUACCCAGUAGAGGUAAUCAAGCAAAUAAAAAUCCCUGUGCCUAAACCAUACCCGGUGCCAAUUACCAUAUACAAACAUGUGGUGCAGAAAGAGCAUGGUUGGGAUUAG
Molecule: messenger RNA, 417 nt
Organism: Rhagoletis zephyria (snowberry fruit fly)
Lineage: Eukaryota; Metazoa; Arthropoda; Insecta; Diptera; Tephritidae
Product: titin-like
Source: RefSeq, a predicted model, not a curated record